Messenger RNA from Oppiella nova, 987 nucleotides. The record is from the annotation of a GenBank genome assembly. NCBI's taxonomy places the organism in Eukaryota, Metazoa, Arthropoda, Arachnida, Sarcoptiformes, Oppiidae.
AUGAAUGCCUCCAAACGUGACAAGGGAUUCGUAAAAGUGGUCAAAAACAAGGCCUACUUCAAGAGGUUUCAGGUGAAGUUCAAGAGGAGGAGAGAGGGCAAAACCGAUUACUACGCGCGCCGGCGGCUUGUGAUUCAGGACAAGAAUAAAUACAAUACACCGAAGUAUCGGCUGAUCGUGAGGUUCAGCAACAAAGACAUCAUCACUCAGAUCGCGUACGCGAAGAUUGAGGGCGAUGUCGUUGUGUGCGCCGCCUAUGCGCACGAACUGCCCCGAUAUGGGGUCAAAGUGGGGCUCACCAACUAUGCCGCCGCCUAUUGCACCGGACUCUUACUCGCCCGGAGGUUGCUGAAGAAGUUUCAUUUGGACGACAUCUAUAAGGGCGCGGAACAGGUGUCCGGCGAGCAGUACAACGUGGAGGACGUUGAGGGUAAGCCGCGUGCAUUCCGCGCGUACCUCGACGUAGGACUGGCCCGCACGACGACCGGCGCCCGUAUUUUCGGUGCGAUGAAGGGCGCGGCCGACGGGGGUAUAGAUAUCCCGCACUCGACGAAACGCUUCCCCGGAUACGACUCGGAGUCGAAGGAGUUCUCGGCUGCUGUGCACAGGCAGCACAUCUUCGGCCAACACGUGGCCGACUAUAUGAAGAACCUGAUGGAGGAGGACGAGGAGGCCUACAAACGCCAGUUCUCCCGGUUCUCCAAAUUAGGCAUAACUCCCGAUGAGUUGGAGAGCAUCUACACCAAGGCUCACGCGGCCAUCCGCGCGGAUCCCGAGUAUAAGCCGACGGCUAAGAAGACGUACCCACAGGUGAAGCGAUGGAACGACAAGAAGCUGACGCUCGCCGUCAAGAAGAAUAAGAUCGCGCAGAGGAAGCGGGCGGUGAUUGCGCGCCUGGAGGCCGGCGGCGAUGACUAGUGGGCCCACCCAUUGGUGUCGAAUAGAAAUUAUUAAUUUUUCGAAAAAUAAAAUAAUUGGUAUUAAAAA